AUGUACACGUCCAAUGUAGCGCGACAAAGAUGUGCCCCUCUCAACUUAAGUGAUCCCAGCGUCCCAGCUUUGAGCUAUUUUGAGUACAACCCGUCGGAGGCCCCCCAUGUCCUGUUUUAUAACUUCUUUCAUUUACUAUACAACUUAUUUCACGGUGAGCGAGUAGAGAAAAAUGCUUGGUGGUCAGUUUGUAUUGGGAAAAUAUUGCUAAUAAUUAACUUGGAAACUUUGGAACUGAAAGCACGACUUACAGACAGAGAAGUCAACAACCCUUACUGGCAAAACCGACAUAGCAAUUUCACCUGGGAUCAGCUAUCACGUGACUGGAAGUUAUCAACCCAAGACGCAAUAGAAUUACGGAAAAAACGCGCAGUGGACGCAAAGAUGUUUGAUCAAACGAUGGAAGAGUAUGUUCCAAAUAUAGGAGAGGAGGUUGAAAUGACGACGACGAGCAAGAAGCGGAAACGGAGCACGCGAGGCGGAGGCGGAAACUCCCCUUACACGACGAUACCACUUCCGCCGUGCAAAGUUUGCGGAGGGACGGCUACUGGUUACCAUUUCGGAGUGAUCACAUGUGAGGCGUGCAAGGCGUUUUUCCGACGGGCCUUAAUUCACCAGCACGAUUACAAAUGUCUCAAGGACGACAACUGUGUGAUUACCGACAAAAAGCUCGGCAACUGUUCGGCCUGCAGACUGCGAAAAUGUUUUCACCUCGGCAUGUCCAAAGGAGGCGUGAGAAGAGGCCGAUAUUCAAUUGCUAUACGGACACAAGCCAUCAUGGAAGCCAAGGCACGCGAGUCCAGUGACGUCAUGGAAACUGAAUUGAAGCGUCAGCGUCUUGACGACACAACUGUCGAGGAAGUGUCGUCCCUUGAAGGUGGUGGAUUCACUUUUGACGUAUUUGAUGGGCUGUUGGACAUUUCUCAGUUAAGCGACUCAGCCGCAUUUCCUAUGUCCGAAUCACCAACCAAUACCAGCUAUUUUGACGAAACAUCCGCCAUUUCCCCAGAAUAUGUUUCACGAGACGAUACACUCUCCAUGUCGUCAUCAUCGAAUGGUUCCCCGCUUAUUUCACCAACAAUCUACGUAGAAGAAUCACCAUCGUACACAGAGAACCAAGAACUGGAACUCUUGAUUGACGCCAUAAUGUCAUGCCAAGAGGCGGUGUACCCAACCUUGAAGAGGCAAUACACAACAGCCAUGCAGCAGGAGCAGAUGAAAAUAUAUAUGGAAUUCAAUGAGAAAAACGCGAUGUUCGGAGACCUUCUUAAUGGCACGGUAUCAACCGAGGAGUUCCAACAAAUCUUUGCCGAGACAGGCCUGGACCUUGAUGACAGACUUUCCAUGUUUAACAAGAAAGGGAAUUCUAUGGAAGACACCAUUGCCCAAUAUGUCAAUUUUGCCAAACUCGUGCCUGGCUUCAAGACAAUUAACCCAAAAGAUGUCGCGAAAUUAUUGAAAUCGGCACACUUUGAGUUCUGGAUGGUCGGAAACUACAUGCUCUUUAACAGCAAACUCGGCGUUACCACGAGCUGGGACGGUUCUCACAAAGCGAACAAAGAAGACUGCAUGAAGUUCUUCGAAAAAGACAUCAUAGAUGCCCAGUUUGAGCUUGCUGACAAACUAAAGACCUUGAACUUAUCUCUGGAAGAAAUUGCUCUAAUACGUCUCAUAAUCCUGACAUAUACAGACCGUUGCCCACUCGUGGAUGCCGGCAAGAUCUCCGCACUGCAGGAAAAGUUUGUGGAAUGCCUUCAGUAUCAGCUAUCCAAGACCCAAACCAACCCUGGGCGCCGAAUGUUCCGAAUAUUCGAUCACCUGCUCGCCAUGCGUGACGUCACAUACCUGAACAUUAAAGCCAAUCAGAAAUUCUUGAAGGAAUGGGACUUUGUCAUGCAUGAUUACCCACUGUGGCGGGAAAUGUUGUCAUAUGACGGAGAAUCGUGAAUUUUCAUUGGUUGAUUUCAGUAAUACUGUGAUAAACAUUUGGCGCACAAGAGUUAGCUUAUAUUCAAAUUUUGCACCCAUUUUGUUUGAAGCAGGUUAUUCAAACCACCGGUUUAAUGAAAGGCGCUUCUGGUAUUUUGUGUUAGAUAGUAAGUGUAUCAUAUAUUUCAUUGAUCUUUGCCACAAAAUAACGAUUUAAGCACAUAUUUACCAUUCAGUGAGCCGGCUUCUGGAAAAAUGGUUGACAUUGAUUGUUCUGUAAUACCUGGUAUACUUAGUCAAGACUCGCUAUGCCAUAGUCGUUUGGACCUCGAAAACACUUCGAGAUAACGAGCAUUUGAUAUACCGAACUGAAAAAAAAUGUCUUAUUGAACACAAAAUAGUCGAAAUAAGUUCAUCCUAACAGGAACAUCGAGAUAACAGAGUUCGACAUAGCGAGUUUCGACUGUACAUGUAUAAGCUUAUCAUUAAAGCAAAUUCUUAACCUUUGUAUUCUAAUCCUAGGUGAAAAGUAAUAUGGAAAGCGAGGUCAUAAUUUUGUAAAUUUUAUGUAUAUAUUCUUAAUGGUAAAUAUUUUUCGUAGACAUGAGUUUUGUUUUGAUUUUGAAAGUUGUUAAACGUAUUUAAUGUAUUUGGUGUUGUAUACACUGAGUGAAACAAGUGGCAUUACGAAAUACCACUGGCACUGGAUUUUCAAACUCAAUCACUUUUUUUAAAAAAAAUCAAAAAAAUCUUAUAAUUCCAAACUAAAAAUAAUUAUACCGAAAAUGUGAAAUAAUAUUGAAAAAUAUUUUUUUAUCAAUAUGCACUUUAUAAUAAUACAGUAUAAUAUUAUACAGUACAAAGUGCAUAUUUAUAAGAAAACACCAUAUUUUUCAAUAUUAUUUUCACAUUUUCGGUAUUAUAAUUUUGAGCUUGGAAUUAAAAGGUUUUUUUUGGAAAUAUUCAGUGAAAAUGCGGUGCCAGUGCGAAAUACUGCCUUUGCCUUGGUCAUUCAAUUAUGGCAUUGUAGCAUUACUGGAAUAUGCAUUAUACAUGAUCUAUCGAAUUCAAUUAAUAGUUUUAGUAUGGUGUAUACUCAAAGUAGGAACUUAAAUUAUACAAUUUUAUGCAGAAUGUUUUAUUUGUGGUAACUUUAUGUAGUUUAGCCUUCAUUAUAUGCAGCAGCGGUGUUAAGUUCCAAAAAAGAUCAGCUUUUAAUGAUAUAUGUGAAUAUAGGGCAUGGAGACUUAAUAUCUAUUGUUGUAUGUAUCUUUUAUUAUAUACUAUCAAAUUAUGCAUUGGGAUUUGUUAUUACACAUGUUGGCGAACAAUCUGUUCCAAAUGUUCAGUCUGUGCUUGAUGCACGUUUCUGUUAUUUUGUAUUUUUUUCAUAAUUGACUGAUAUGUAAAUGCAUAUUAGAAUAAAAAUACAAAAAUA
Molecule: messenger RNA, 3367 nt
Organism: Mya arenaria
Lineage: Eukaryota; Metazoa; Mollusca; Bivalvia; Myida; Myidae
Product: nuclear receptor ROR-beta-like
Exons: 9
Coding region: 1-1947 (648 amino acids)
Biological process (GO): positive regulation of transcription by RNA polymerase II; cell differentiation; hormone-mediated signaling pathway
Molecular function (GO): RNA polymerase II cis-regulatory region sequence-specific DNA binding; nuclear receptor activity; zinc ion binding
Source: RefSeq, a predicted model, not a curated record